AUGUGCCUUGUUUUCUUUUUUUUCGCCGAUGAACCGGAAGAACCCAACUCCAAUUACUGGAAUGAUCAUCUUAUUAGAAUCUCACCGUCACCCUACGCAUCGCAAGACGCUCGUCUUGCAGCUUUAGUAACCGUUGAAUCUGGACCCCCACGUAAUGCUACUGUCUCUGCUCUUCUCACCAUCUAUUCCGCAGUGUUACUGGAUCUGUUGGAAACUAUCUGA
Molecule: messenger RNA, 222 nt
Organism: Opisthorchis viverrini
Lineage: Eukaryota; Metazoa; Platyhelminthes; Trematoda; Opisthorchiida; Opisthorchiidae
Exons: 1
Coding region: 1-222 (73 amino acids)
Source: RefSeq, a predicted model, not a curated record